CGGGAUGUUUGUUUGGACCGCAGAACCGCGUUCAUUACUGCCAACAACUUCUCCAGAAUUUGCCACUAAUUUGCCUCGUGCGGCCUUGCCAACGCGAGUCAUUGGAAUUGCCCCUGAGUGCCAUUCUUCGAUACACUCCUUACCGAGGAUCCUGCGGUCAACAUAAACCCCCCUAACAUUGACGAUCAACACAGGGUGUUGUUCGACUCCUUGCCACAAGCGCCUAUCCUCUAAAGCUGGGGUACUGGUGUACUGUUUAUCACUAGAUAUUCGAGGGAUACCUUUUCGUGCCAAUACCCGGCUUGAAGCAGAAGCGCGCCUCGCUGAAAGCGCCGAAACUACAGAAAGUUCCAAACACUCACACGCCCUGACCCCAUUCCUUCAAUGAACUUCUUCAAGCAAAAGCCAAGGGGCCCGACAGAACUCGUCAAGAGUGUGCGCGAUGGACUAGGGAAGGUCGAUACUGGCCCCAUCGAAGCAAGACGAAGGGCCGCAGAAGGUGUUGCAAAAGACUUGUCCCAGAUCAAGGCGAUGUUAUUUGGUGAUGGAGACCCUUUGCCUGAAGUUGUCGCGCAACUCGCAACGGAAACGUAUUCCAAUGACCUCCUCAAUCUCCUGGUUUUCCACAUCUCCAAACUGGACUUUGAGGCACGCAAGGAUGUUGCGCAGAUAUUCAACAAUCUUCUUCGGAGACAGAUCGGAAGCCGGUGGCCUACGGUUGAACAUCUGAUUAUACCUGGAAAGCCGAGAGAGGUGAUCUUUGUGGCAUUGAAAGGAUAUGAGAAUGAGGAUGUGGCAUUAAAUACUGGGAUGAUUUUGAAAGAGAUGCUGAGGCAUGAACCGUUGGCCGAGAUUUUGUUGUAUUCAGACGAAUUCUUUUCCUUUCCUCAUUAUAUCGAGGAAACAACAUUUGGUGUCUCAUGCGAUGCCUUUGCAAACUUUAAAGAAACCCUGACUCGGCACAAACCUAUGGUUGCUGAAUAUCUCGAGAAGAAUUACGAUCGUUUUUUCGCCAUGUACUCUCGCUUGAUCAACUCCUCGAACUACGUUACCAAACGGCAAUCCCUUAAGCUUCUUGGCGAAAUUCUUCUCGACCGGGCCAACUUCAACGUCAUGACUCGAUAUAUUUCGAACGAGCAUAAUCUGAAGGUGAUCAUGAACUUGUUGAAGGAUAAGAGCAAGAACAUCCAGUUUGAGGCGUUCCACGUGUUUAAGGUAUUCGUUGCUAACCCAAAGAAGCCUCCAACUGUGGAAGCUAUCCUUCAGCGGAACAAGGAGAAGUUGCUGUCCUUCCUGAGGGCAUUCCAUAACGAUAAAGAGGACGAGCAGUUCAGCGACGAGAAACAAUUUUUGAUCGUUCAAAUUGAGGGUCUGUGACGUUCCGGGAUGUACUUCUCAAUCAUCGUAGUCUUCAACUACUACUCAUCUUAUACCCUGUAUUUCUGCAACUUUUAUUCGAGCUCACUUCCACAAUCUAUUGGUUUGGUAUUUCCUGUUCUCUUAUUGCCUUUCAAACGCCAGAUCUGAGAUCCAACUCAUCAUCGUUGCACGAACUCUUUUGCGCCUUCAAACAUUGUAUGUGCAUUUUUUUUUUUAUCCGGGACGCUGUAGCAACUAUGAACCUCCAACCGGAUGCAUAGUAUAGCGAGUCUAACAAUGACAGGAAAG
Molecule: messenger RNA, 1668 nt
Organism: Cantharellus anzutake
Lineage: Eukaryota; Fungi; Basidiomycota; Agaricomycetes; Cantharellales; Hydnaceae
Product: mo25 protein
Exons: 6
Coding region: 385-1377 (330 amino acids)
Biological process (GO): intracellular signal transduction
Molecular function (GO): protein serine/threonine kinase activator activity
Source: RefSeq, a predicted model, not a curated record